AUGGCUGCAUUCAAGAAGCCCCCGCAAGCUCCACCCGUGUUUACUGCUACUCCGCAGUCUGUACUGGAGGACACCAAAUCAAUCCUGGCUAAGUCCAAGAAGCUUACCGACGACAUCGUAGCGCAGGUCUCCGACAAAGACGCUACCUUCAAGAACGUGCUCCUACCUAUGGCUCGUGAUGAUGACCAGCAGACUUUGUCGACCCAUAUUCUAGGUUUCUACCAAUCCGUUUCCACCGACCAAGAACUGCGGGACGCUUCCACCGAGGCUGAGAAACUCAUGGAUGAUGCAUAUAUCGAGGCUAGCAUGCGUGAGGAUGUUUUCAAGCUCGUGGAUGCCGUACUUAAGAAAGGCGACCCGUUGGACCCCGAGUCGAAACGAUUCCUGGAGAAAGAUCACAAAGGUUAUGUCCGCAAUGGCCUGAAUAUUCCCGCAGGACCCAAGCGCGACCGCUUCAAGGAGAUCAAGAAGAGGCUGUCUGAGCUGUCGAUUGCUUUCUCCAAGAACCUGAACGAGGAGAAAGGAGGGAAUUGGUUGAGCAAGGAAGAGCUAGACGGUCUUCCGAGUGAUGUGCUGUCAACCCUGAAGGAAAAGGAUGGCAAGUACUUUCUAAGCUACAAGUACCCAGAUCUGUUCCCAGCUCUGAAGUACGUCCAGAACCCUGAAGUGCGCAAGAAGAUAUUCAUCGGCAACGAGAACAAGUGCAACCAGAAUGUGCCUCUUUUCCAAGAGGCAAUUGUUCUCCGAGAUGAGGCUGCCCGACUGCUGGGCUAUCCCAACCACGCUGCUUUCAGGAUUGAAGAUAAGAUGGCAAAAACGACCAAGACGGUCGAUGAUUUCCUGGCUGAUUUGCGCAAGAGGUUGGCUCAGGGUGGCCUUGAUGAAAUCGAGGUGCUGAAGAAGAUGAAGAAAGAGGAUGUUGAGUCACGGGACGAGAAAUUUGAUGACCACUACUUUCUGUGGGAUCAUCGCUUCUACGAUCGUCUCAUGGAGGAGAAGGAUUAUCAGCUAGACCAGCAACUCAUCUCCGAAUACUUCCCGUUGCAGACAUCGAUCCGAGGUAUGCUAGAGAUCUUCGAACACCUGUUUGGUCUGUCGUUUGUGGAGGUGGUUGGUGAGGACCGUGACGCCAUCUCGCCGUCCGGAAAGGGAGACGACAUCGUUUGGCACCCCGAGGUACAGGUCUUCAGCGUGUGGGACGACGAAGGUGAGGGAAGCGGCUUCGUUGGCUACCUCUAUCUCGAUCUGUUUCCGCGUGACGGCAAAUAUGGACACGCAGCCAACUUCAACCUUCAGCCCGGCUUCAUCACCGAGAACGGUACUCGACGCUACCCUGCAACCGCACUGGUUUGCAAUUUCUCUAAGCCAACCGCGCAGAAGCCUAGCCUUCUUAAGCACGACGAAGUGACAACUCUGUUCCAUGAGUUAGGCCACGGUAUUCACGAUCUCGUCUCGCGGACAACUUACUCUCGUUUCCACGGCACUAAUACUGUUCGAGACUUCGUCGAGGCCCCGUCACAAAUGCUCGAGAAUUGGUGUUGGACGCCGUCCCAGCUAAAAGCUCUCAGCAAACACUACUCCGCUCUUUCGCCCGAGUACUACAAAUCAUGGAAGGAGGCAUCAUCAAAUCAUACUGAAAAGCCGGAAGAGCGCCUACCAGAUGACCUCAUUGAGAAGUUGAUCAAGACCAAGAACAUGAACGGUGCUCUAUUCAACCUCCGACAACUCCACUUCGGUACCUUUGACAUGGCCAUACACGAGCCGAAGGACCACGCCACUAUUGAGAAGAUGGACAUGACCGAUCUGUACAACAGCUUGCGUCACGAUAUCAGCAAGAUUGAGGGCCCUGAGGCCUUGGGUGAUGGCAAUAAAUGGGGCAACGGUCAAGCUACCUUCGGACAUCUGAUGGGUGGCUAUGAUGCUGGCUAUUACGGCUAUCUCUCCUCUCAAGUCUACUCCACCGACAUGUUCUACUCUGUCUUCAAGAAGGACCCUAUGGACCCCAAGGAAGGCCGACGGUACCGAUACACUGUGCUGGAGAAAGGCGGCAGCCAGGAUGAGAUGGAGACGUUGAAGAAUUUCCUCGGCCGCGAGCCUGACACCAAGGCUUUCUACGAUGACUUGGGCCUGAACUAA
Messenger RNA from Cyphellophora europaea CBS 101466, 2136 nucleotides. RefSeq lists its product as uncharacterized. Gene Ontology annotation, molecular function: metalloendopeptidase activity. Gene Ontology annotation, biological process: proteolysis; peptide metabolic process. The coding region runs from base 1 to 2136 and encodes 711 amino acids. Gene Ontology annotation, cellular component: mitochondrial intermembrane space. NCBI's taxonomy places the organism in Eukaryota, Fungi, Ascomycota, Eurotiomycetes, Chaetothyriales, Cyphellophoraceae. The transcript has 2 exons. The record is from RefSeq and is a predicted model, not a curated record.